Molecule: messenger RNA, 2217 nt
Organism: Mangifera indica (mango)
Lineage: Eukaryota; Viridiplantae; Streptophyta; Magnoliopsida; Sapindales; Anacardiaceae
Product: sodium/calcium exchanger NCL-like
Exons: 11
Coding region: 1-2196 (731 amino acids)
Biological process (GO): intracellular calcium ion homeostasis; calcium ion transmembrane transport
Cellular component (GO): membrane
Molecular function (GO): calcium:proton antiporter activity
Source: RefSeq, a predicted model, not a curated record
AUGGAAUUCCACCCGAGCAACUACAAUGGUUAUGAACAGGCGUCACCUCUCGUUUUUAUUCCUGUCGCUAUCUCUUCUCUCCACCACCACACCACCGUCAGUGGGGUCGGCCCUAGCCGUGAUUCCCAAUACCUUGGGGAGGCGCUCCUCUGCAAACAGACGUACGGCUUCAUGCCCUGCUCCACAACUGCAUUGGGGAACUUGUUUUUGAUCAUCGUUUAUGGAUACCUGACUUUCGUGGCAUGCAAGUGUAUUUUUGACGGCAGUGAGAUGUUGAGGGUUCUUGGUCCCGGUUGUUUUGGACAAAUCGCUCUUCCCAAGCUGGAUGCGCUUCCCAGCGCCAUACUUAUUCUUGUGUCUGGACUUUCUGGACCUAAGGAAUCUGCUCAAAGUCAGGUCUUUGUGGGAAUGGGAUUGCUAGCCGGAUCAACUGUCAUGCUUCUUACUGUAAUAUGGGCAUCCUGUAUCAUAGUUGGAAAACAUGACAUUGAGCAUUCAGUUGCCGAAGAUGGUCAAAAUGCAAAAGGAUUUAGCUUAACUGAAACCGGUGUUUGUACUGAUAUUUCGACUUGCUAUACUGCAAGGAUAAUGGCUAUAUCUGUCAUCCCAUUUAUUGUUGUUCAACUACCACGGAUACUCCAUUCAACUUCAGGAAGAAACUUGGCUGUUUUGAUUGCUCUAAUUGUAUCUGUAUCGAUGUUCAUUGCUUAUUGCCUUUAUCAGUGUUUGGACUUUCUUGAACUAAGGAAUCUGCUCAAAGUCAGGUCUCGGUGGGAAUGGGAUUGCCAGCUGGAUCAACUGUCAUGCUUCUUACUGGUGUCAUACUGCUUGAAUACGGUGUCUGUAAGCCAAACCACAGAGCAAGAAACCACCGAGCUACAAAUGGCCACUUACUGGUGUCACUUCUCGUUCUUCUUCAUGUCGUUCUCUCUUCUCUGUGCCACCACCGUCAGUGGGGUCAGCCCUAGCCGUGAUUCCCAAUACCUUGAGGAGGCGCUUCUCUGCAAACAGGCCUACGGCUUCAUGCCUUGCUCCACAACUGCAUUGGGGAACCUGUUUUUGAUCAGCGUUUAUGGAUACCUGACUUUCGUGGCAUGCAAGUGUUUUUUUGACGGGAGUGAGAUGUUGAAGGUUCUUGGUCCUGGUUGUUUUGGACAAAUUGUUCUUCCCAAGCUGGAUGCGCUUACCAGCGCCGUACUUAUUCUUGUGUCUGGACUUUCUGGAACUAAGGAAUCUGCUCAAAGUCAGGUCUUGGUGGGAAUGGGAUUCCUAGCCGGAUCAACUGUCAUGCUUCUUACUGUAGUAUGGGGAUCCUGUAUCGUAGUUGGAAAAUGUGACAUUGAGCAUUCCGUUGCUAAAGAUGGUCAAAAUACAAAAGGAUUUAGCUUAACUGAAACCGGUGUUAGUACGGAUAUCUGGACGUGCUAUACUGCAAGGAUAAUGGCUGUAUCUGUCAUCCCAUUUAUUGUUGUUCAAAUACCACAGAAACUCCAUUCAACUUCAGGAAGAGACUUUGCAGUUUUGAUUGCUCUAAUUCUAUCUGUAUUGAUGUUCAUUGCUUAUUGCCUUUAUCAGCCCUCAAAUGAGGGGCCGAGUUCCAUUGAAGAUGCUGCUGGUGGCAGGUUACCAGAAGGCAUGGAGACAAAUCAGGAGAAUCAAACCUGCGAUGUUGAAAAUCCUAAGUCGAUCUACUUUAAAGCGGUACCAAUGUUGAUUAUUGGCACCAUUAUUGCUGCUGCAUUUGCUCAUCCUCUAGAGGACGCUGUUACCAACUUUUCCAAUGCAACAAGUAUCCCUCCAUUCUUCGUUUCAUUCAUUGCACUACCGAUGACAACAAAGUUAAGUGUAGCGGUACCAUUGCUCACUUAUGCCAGCCAUAAGAGGAUCAGAUCCUCCUCAUUAGCAUUCACCAAGCUAUACGCAACUGUGUCAACGGAUAAUGUGAUUUAUCUAUCAGCUCUCUUGGCUAUUGUCUACAUCAGAGGAUUGAGUUGGGAUUAUUCAGCAGAAGUGCUGGCUAUUGCUGUUGUAUGCAUUCUGGUGGGUGGCUUUGCCAGUGUCCGCACCACUUUCCCCCUUUGGAGUUGUUUACUUGCUUACAUGCUGUAUCCUUUGUCCUUAGCACUGGUUUAUGUUCUUGAUUACGUCUUUGGUUGGGCAUGGUUAAGAAGAUGUAUUAUAAUUAUAAAACUAUAAAACUAUGUGUUUGAUUGAGUC